Molecule: messenger RNA, 1817 nt
Organism: Ceratitis capitata (Mediterranean fruit fly)
Lineage: Eukaryota; Metazoa; Arthropoda; Insecta; Diptera; Tephritidae
Product: zinc finger protein 391
Exons: 2
Coding region: 198-1511 (437 amino acids)
Source: RefSeq, a predicted model, not a curated record
GCGAAUUGGCAACCAUUUCAAGUAUAUAAAAUGAAAGUCAAGGCGAAUUCUAAUUCUGUCAAGACGAAUUAAUUUGGCAAACUUCUUUAUAAAUGUAAACAAAUCAUUUUGCAGAAUUGUUAGUUACGUGCAUUAAAUUUACCAUUUUUACACAAUAUUAGUGCAUAAAUUAUUUCUUACUUAAACAUAUAAUAGGAAUGGCUGAAGUGGCACAAGAAAGACAACUUUGUGGUGAGGUGUAUAUAACAAAAACCAACUAUGUGUUGGUAGUGCAAUGCAAAUUUUGUGGCCAACAAUUUAGUGUUCAUGAUAAAUUUCUCAACCAUAUCUUUGAUAAUCAUUUCGAUGUCAUAGACGAACUUGAUGAUUACCAAGAUAUUUCAAAUGAAUAUGAUGAUAUCGAUGUUGGGCAAGCCGAGAAUGCUGGCCCGGAAGAGAAUUGUGUAUCAACUAAUGCUAGUGAGGAAUUCCAAAAUAUUGUCGAGAAUACGCUUUCAAAUGCCAGUGAAUGUGAAUAUAUGGAGGCAGAUAAUAUACUAAAGGAGGAAGAUAAUAUAUUAAAGGAGGAAGAUAAUAUAUUAAAGGAGGAAGAUAAUUUUAUUUCGGGGGAAGAAAAUAUUUUGACGGAAAUUGCUAUUUCAAAGUUGGAUAUGGACAACGAUAAACAAGACACUACAACCGUACAAGUUAUCAAACCCAACCGGAAGUGUAAAGCUUCAAAUCCCACAGAACUAAACGAAACAAAUAUUCGGCCAGUAUGUUAUAAAUAUCGUUCAAGAAAUGGUGAGGAACGAAAUUUUAAAUGUAAAUAUUGUGAAUACACAUUUGCCAAAAUAACGGUAUUGCGGAGACAUGAAGAGAGGCACAGCAAUAAUAAACGCCAUUCAUGCACAAUUUGUGACAUGAAAUUCUUCUCAAGCACAGAACGGACCGCACAUAUGAGACGACAUUCCGGCGAACGGCCUUUUGUUUGCACUUAUUGUGGUAAAAGUUACGUUACUCACAGCGCUUUAAAUAUACAUGAAAAACGCCACAAGGGCCAAAGGAAUCAUAAAUGCGAACAUUGUGAGAAAUGUUUUUACGAUGCCCAUCAAUUGCGUAAACACGCUGUGGUACAUACUAAGGAACGUAAUUAUUCAUGUAACCUAUGUCAAAGGAAAUUUACAAGAAGUAGUGCACUAAAAAUGCAUAUGAAAUUGCAUGAAAACGCACUACGAUAUCAAUGUAAAAUAUGUGAAGCGCGUUUCAAUCAGAAACCCACUUUAAUUUGGCACGAGAAAAGCAAGCACGGUUUAGUGCGUAGCAGUGGUGGUAACAACGUGGGCGGAACGCUACCGGCAUCGCAUAACGAUGAUAUAAUAUAUGAGUGUAAACGUUGUAAAGUAAACUUUGGAGAUAGAAGUGCGUUGUUAGAACAUCAACAACUUGUACACGCUAAAGCUGAUGCUUUGGCUACAUUUGAGGCACUCGAAGAAGUAGAAAGUGAAUCCAUAGAUUAUUCUUCUAUAUGAAUGGAAGAUCUAUUGUAUUUUGAUGCAUAAUAAAACACAUUAUUUAAAAAUGUAAAAGUUCCGCAAAGGAGAUCCUUGUAUACAUUAACAACGAGGUUUAUUGAGCUAUAUUUCGAUAUGUUCAUGCGGUUUUUGCUUGCAAAUUAUAAAAAAUAUUUUCAUCCUUCUAUUUUAUAAUCAGCUCAACUAUUUUAUUUCGUUAUAAAAAUAAGAAAAUUAAAUAUUUAUUUUAUUUAAACCAUGAUUGACAAAAUUAAUAUCAAAAUACCAAUUAAUUAAACUCAUUGAAGGUACUUUUUCUUUAAA